UCAGACUGUAAAUAUUUCUUGUUUUGUUUUCGUUUCUUCCCGUUGAGCAGUCAGUGCGAAGAUUCAUAUGAACAUUUGAAUCGCGUAAUUCACCUCCUCUCGUUCAGCUGUUUUCUGUAUUUAGAUAGUGAACUUGACAGUGGCUUGACGUAUACACGCUUUGUGCGUUGUAUUCAAUCUUCUCUGUUGUCACUUUCUGCAAUGGCCAACUAGAUCACGGAGGAAAAGAAGCCAUUAUCGAUAGUGUUCACUGUUCGCUCCUGAAAGUGGGUAAUACGGUGAUUCAGUGUAGAAUAGGGUCACGCCGAAAGAAAGCGACGAAGAAGAUGAGUUUCGCAACGGCGGCAUUCAAUAUCAACGAUCUACCGUUCGAGAUACUGUGCGAUCUCUUUGACUACCUGUCGCUUGAGGAUGUGAAAACCGCUUCGCUCGUGUGUCACCGAUGGCAUCAGAUAAUUUUCUCCGAGUUAUACAUCAAGCGCUUCAAACUGGUUCUCAGUUUGAACGAAAUGUUGCCGCAGCUCAAACAGACGCUUCCGAUUUUGGAGAAAUCCGACCGAGAGUAUUAUAGCAUAAUUUUGAAAGCCAACCUCGGUAGACCGUUGACCGAUGCUCGACUGAAGAUUCUGAAGCUUGCGGUGCGCUCGAUUUCGCAGUAUUCCGAGUCGUUGUACUUUAACAUGGCCGAUCUACGAUUGGAGUCGUGCGUCUCCGAGCGAUUACUUCGCAGCCGGAAGCUUCAAAUGUUCGACACUCGUGCAAAGUACAUACCCCUCGGCAUGGGACUAAAGGAGUCAAUGCUUGCUGCGAUUUGCGAGUACUCUACCGAUCUAGUAGAUCUGGUGAUCGCCGAGAUGAACAUCAACAAUCCAAAAGCCUUGGAGAAGCUAUCUUCUCUGAGUCAACUGAAAUUGCUCCUGAUCAGCGACUACUAUCCGUACAUCAAACCUCCAAUGCCUCCGAUCAAUCUUCCAAAUCUGGAAAAUCUCUCGCUCAUCAAUGUGACAGACGAUGCAAACUUCUAUUUCAAAGCGGAUAACCUUAAGCGAUUCUUCAUCCACACCAACGGAACGGACGCUGCGAAAACCAUGCAAUCGAUUGCGGAGAACAUUCGCAACGUUAACAGACUGUGCGUUCAUUUCACCGCACGGACGAUCCUGGCGGAUCAAAUCUUCGAGCAUUUGGACCGAUUUCCCAAUCUGAUCGCGUUCGAGCUGGGAGGAGUUGCCGUCCCGGCGGAUGCCCUCAAGCAGCUCAAUCCAAGCAACCGGGUGCACAAAUUGAUCUUCGUGGAGUGCCACUUGGAAACGCUCUUCAUGACGGAUCUGAAGGAAAAGCUAGUGUGCUUGAGGCAAAUAGUGCUCGAUUCGUGUUUCCUUUUUCACAAAAGCGAAGGAUUCCAGAGGAUUCAGUACCACGAUUUGGAGCCGCUGAGACGAGCGAUGCCCAGCUGUCAAGUGCUGCUCGAUUAUGAUUAGGAUGUGAUAGCAGUGCUCUUCAGUGAUAAUCACGAUUGAAGCGAGCUUUUUAGCUGUGAACUAAUUUAAUAGGGUUACAAUUGAAUUUGGAUGUUUGUUGGUUGUUAGACAUUGUUUAGAUUGUUAUAGAAAUAAAUGAAGUUUAGAAAUUGUUAUAAAGUUCAACACCAAAACACCAACCAGGGCGAUACACAGGAGCACA
Ochlerotatus camptorhynchus is the source of this 1680-nucleotide messenger RNA. RefSeq lists its product as uncharacterized. The record is from RefSeq and is a predicted model, not a curated record. Gene Ontology annotation, molecular function: protein binding. The coding region runs from base 327 to 1478 and encodes 383 amino acids. The transcript has 3 exons. NCBI's taxonomy places the organism in Eukaryota, Metazoa, Arthropoda, Insecta, Diptera, Culicidae.